This is a messenger RNA of Delphinapterus leucas (beluga whale), 2562 nucleotides long. Lineage: Eukaryota; Metazoa; Chordata; Mammalia; Artiodactyla; Monodontidae. The record is from RefSeq and is a predicted model, not a curated record.
ACCCCGGAAGCAGAGCGUCGGAGGGAGCUUACCGCGGGUCACGCAUGUCCGGGAGCCGAGCCUGCGGCAGUUUCUUCAGGCUGGCGGGCGAGUGGGGAAGCUUCUCAGGCAGGGCAGCCACAUCUGAGGACCAGAGCCAUGCUGAGGAGCCAGAGCCUGUGACCUUCUCCAUCUCUAUCCGGCUGAGGCCAGCCACCAUCCUCAGCAGCUGACAUCACGAGAAAGAUUUGGGGACCUUGGGGAAGUACUCAAGGGAUCCUUUCCCUGAGAUGUGGAACAUCGGGGCAGAAUGCUGAGGGCCCUCCUAUCUGGCCUGGGGUGGAGGGGAGGCAUUUGGGGCUGCACCUUCAGCUCACAGCAACCCCAUCUGCCUCCGGCUCGGAUGUUGAGUGCCACAGAACUGGUCAGCCACUGGACAGUAGUAUUUGAGAAAAGGGGCAUCCCUGAGGCCCGGGAAUCCAGUGAGUACAUCGUGGCUCAUGUCCUUGGAGCCAAAACAUUUCAGAGCCUGAGGCCAGGACUUUGGACCCAGCCCCUGACCCCUUGGCAGUUACAGUAUGUCCAGGAGCUGAGUAGCUACCGAUUGCAAAGGAUGCCUGUGCAGUACAUCCUUGGUGAGUGGGACUUUCAGGGCCUCAGUCUGAAGAUGGCACCCCCAGUGUUUAUCCCUCGGCCAGAAACAGAGGAGCUGGUUGAAUGGGUGCUGGAGGAGGUGACCCAAGGGCCCCGUGUGGUGGGAGCUCAAGGUGGCCCACUCAUCCUGGAGGUGGGCUGUGGAUCAGGAGCCAUUUCCCUCAGCCUGCUGAGCAAGCUCCCCCAGAGCCGAGUCAUUGCUGUGGACAAGGGAGAAGCCGCCAUCUGCCUGGCCCAUGAGAAUGCUCAGAGGCUUCGGUUGCAGGACAGGAUUCGGAUCAUCCCCUUCGAUGUGACCUUAGAUGGGAGCUGGGCACAUCUUCUACCCUGGGGCCCUGUGGACCUGGUCGUCAGCAACCCUCCCUACGUCUUCCACCGGGACAUGGAGAAGCUGGCCCCUGAGAUCCUCAGCUAUGAAGAUCCACUAGCCCUGGACGGUGGGGAGGAGGGCAUGGACAUCAUUACCCACAUCCUGGCCCUGGCACCUCGGCUCCUGAAGGACUCUGGAAGCAUCUUCUUGGAAGUGGACCCAAGACACCCAGAGCUCGUCGGCAGCUGGCUUCAGAGCCAGCCUGACCUGUCCCUCAAUCUUGUGGCUGUGCGCAGGGACUUCUGUGGGAGGAGCUGGGAAGGCUCUGAGAUUUCACCUAACUCACAAGCUAACAAGUUGUCAUAUUCCCGAGGAUGUUGGCAGAAGACACAGAUUCCUGCUUGAGAAACAAAGGUCAGUUUACUUUCCACAGUAACAGUAGACAGAGUAUCAGCAUUUUCUUGUACCACUUCCCUGAACCCCAAUUCCUGCAGAGUGACCCAAUAAGGGCCAGAUGAUGCCUGUGCGUGCAGUGGGUUGACAGGAGAGGAACCCUGAGAUCAGGGAACCCAAAUCUUUUAUAAUAGACUAUAAACAAACCUGCCCACCCUUCACUCCAGAGGCAGAUAUUAUCUUUAUUAUACUGGACAAUAAAUCUGCCUUUUUCCCUGGAGGGAGAUGCUAUCUCUAUCUUCUAAGGCUGUUCACUGGAAUAAUCACCCUUGAAAGUAUUGUUUGGAACAAGGGCAGUCAGUGCCUCUACCAGCAAGUGUACAGAAAUGGGAGACAACCAGGAAAAAUUGCCUCCCUAUCCUCUACUGGUGCUUCUUGACAUGACCUCUGAAAUAAGCUGUUUGUGUUUGGAUCCUUGUCCCUGAGCCUGCCUCUGGGGGAAACCCUCCAAGACCGGGAAGAUGACACCAAAUGGGCAGUAAUGGAUUUCUGGUGUGGCUGUCAUUUCUCCAGACCUGUCCUGCAAGUAGUGCAGGGGAGCCACAUGAAGGAAGAAGUUUCCUUACCCAGAAUCGAUACUGUUGUGACUCUUAGGGAGGUGCUCUAAAAGACUCUUAGGGUGUCAUUUUUUCAUGUUUAAAUAUUUAGUCCAUCUAGAAUUAUUGAGAUUUCCCUGUGUGAGGUAGACAUUGGACUUCAUUUUUUUUCCCAAAUCAAUAUCAAUUAUUGGAUUGAUAUUGGAUCAAUAUCAUUUAUUGGAAAUUGUGCCUGCUCUGUCACCACUCUCUUCUAAGCUGCUUGGAGGCUGUUAUUUAGAAUGUAUCACAAGCACACAAAUGAUCAAUUCACAAUAAAUGGACUAAAGAACACAUGGGCAUCACCAUCACUGGGGAUUUGACACUCAGCGGUGGCACAAUGUGAGACAAACCCAACACCCACUCGUGAUGACACCAUUCAGACCCCAGGGAAAUGGAGGGAGGCUGUGAACCAGCCUUAGAGUUCACAGGGGAUUUGAACACGAAUUGGGAAGGUUUCUUUCUAUAAAAAUAUUUAACAGUUAAUAAAAAUUUCAAAAAGUUGAAUAAAAUUUUAGUUUAAAUCUUUUUGACUUAAAUUUUUAUAUCAGUUCAUUAUAACUUAUAGUUUGUAUUUUGCCUUUUAAUUUU